AAGCAUUCCAUGCAGCAGAUUUUCUCCAUCCCAUCCCAUCAGGCUGACUCCCCACGGUCAACAGGAGUCCUCACCCUGGGAUCAUUCCACAAUCCCCAUGGCUCCAGCUCCCAGCUUCCGUGGACACCAGUGGACUUACAACCCUGUCCAAGGGUCCUGCCUGCUCCUGCUGCUGGUCAUGUCAAAUCUGCUCUUGUGCCAAGGCGUCUUAUGCCCAUCCCUCUGUUCUGACGGGGAUGACAUCUGCCGGGCCUCCCUUAUAGACCUGUUUGUCCGUGCCACCAUUCUGUCCAACGGCAUGUAUAACCACUCCGUGAAAAUGUUCACUGAUUUUGAUGAACAGUAUGCCCAGGGCAAAGAGUACUUUAUCAAUGCCUCCGACAAGUGCCACACCAAUUCCCUCCAUAUGCCUGAAGAUAUGGAGCACAUCCGACGGAUGAAUAGUAAAGGCCUUAUUAUGUGGAUACUCAUGUUACUGUACUCCUGGCAAAAACCUCUGUAUCAGCUAGUCACGGACCUGCGGAGUAUGAAAGAAGUCUCAGAUACUAUCCUAUCCAGCGGUAGAGAAAAUGUGAAAAAACUAAAAGAACUUCAAGCACUCAUAGAGAGGCCGUUCAGCCAGGUUAUUUUUACAGCCAGGAGGAAGAUGUACAUCGCUCGCGUUUACUGGUUUGGACGAUCCCUACUGUCGAGCAAUGAAGAUAGGCGUCAUUCUGCAUUUUUUAACCUGUUCCACUGCCUGCGCAGAGAUACACGUAAACUUGACAUUUACACCAAGUUCGUGGCAUGCCGACUGAUCUAUAAGAAGUGUUAAAUCCACAUCUAUAACAUCCAGGUCUGAGAUGGUCAUAAUGAUCUAUCCCAUAGCAAGCUUAUUUGAAAUUUACAGAUUUUUAAUUCAUGCUCUGUGAAAUGGGUCUCUUCUUAAAAAAAUAAACACAGACUCUGUAGAGAUGUCAAAAUCUAA
This is a messenger RNA of Bubalus bubalis (water buffalo), 967 nucleotides long. RefSeq names its product placental prolactin-related protein 4. The transcript has 5 exons. Gene Ontology annotation, cellular component: extracellular region. The record is from RefSeq and is a predicted model, not a curated record. The coding region runs from base 98 to 814 and encodes 238 amino acids. Gene Ontology annotation, molecular function: prolactin receptor binding; hormone activity. Gene Ontology annotation, biological process: positive regulation of lactation; positive regulation of receptor signaling pathway via JAK-STAT; response to nutrient levels. Lineage: Eukaryota; Metazoa; Chordata; Mammalia; Artiodactyla; Bovidae.